Messenger RNA from Heterostelium album PN500, 4656 nucleotides. RefSeq lists its product as uncharacterized. The record is from RefSeq and is a predicted model, not a curated record. NCBI's taxonomy places the organism in Eukaryota, Evosea, Eumycetozoa, Acytosteliales, Acytosteliaceae. Bases 1 to 4656 code for a protein of 1551 amino acids. The transcript is spliced from 4 exons.
AUGACACAAGACUGGUCACUGCGGGCGGGUUGGUGUUUUGUUAUUUUCAUAAAUAUUGAGUAUCACUAUUAUAUAAUCUAUUCAUCAUCUUUUGAGAGUUUGAAUCAUUUCUUAAUGCCAAACUUGAAUGGUACCAAAUUAACUCAAAACAAUCAACCCAGACCAUCAUCGUCAAUGAACAACAACAACAACAACAAUAAAAAUAAAAAUAAUAAUAAUAAUAACAAUAAUAACAAUUACAAUAAUAGUAAUAAACAAAAAGAAAAGAGUAAAAGUUCAAAGAAAGAGAGAAAUAAGAGGAAGAGAAUUAGUAAGAGAGAUAGACAGAGGAAUAGUCAAAAUAACAAUACUACAACAACGACAACGACAACAUCUCCAACUAUAACACCACCGACAACCGGAUUAUAUACAAGAGUUCCUAUCAAUUUAACAAUGCAAAGAGAUACUUUCACUUAUGAUGUCGAUGAGGAUGUUGUCGAUUUGGAUGUUCUAGAGUGUUGGUCUCCACCUACAUCAUCAGCUUCACCUAUGUCAUCGUUUCAAUCGGAUUCAAGGAAAAGAAAAGACAAUGAUCAUUCAUCUGCUUCCAAUGAUCCUACUAACAAGAGAUCGAGAGUAUCUAUUGUAGUGGAUGUUUGUGAUUUAACAUCGACAUUGGAUGACUAUCAAGACAACGUUGCUGAUCACUUUUUCUAUGACAAUAAUGAUGAUGAUGAUGAUGAUGAUGAUAAUGGUGAUUAUCAUUCUGCUUCAAACACAACAACCACAACAACCAACAACACCAAUACCAACAGCAUCAAUACAAACAAUUCAAAUACAGUUUCACAAAUACCAGAAAGAACUAAUACACCACCAAAACCAACUACAACGACAACAAAAGGAGUAGAAUCAGUUUCAUCAUUUUCAUCAUCACCACCACCACCAUCAUCAUCACCAUCAUUAUCAUCUUCUUCUCCGACAGUGACAGCUAAACCCAAAGCGAUAGUAAAACCUACAGCAUCGAAACCAGCGGCACCAACCAUUGCUUCAGCCAUUAACAAAACUAGUCCUCUUGUUCAACCUUCUACUUCUCCUGCUCCUCCCCCAAUAUCGUUGGUGACGACAAAUACAACAACAGCAACAACAACAACAGUUUCAAAACAAGCUAGCAAUACACCUCCACUUAAUGGUAUUUCAAAACCACCAAGUAAACCAAGCAAUACUACUACUACUUCUACGACUAGUAAUAGUAAUAGUAGUACAAGUAAUAAUAGUGGUAUAAAGAAAAAAGAACCACAACAAGAAGUAAGACUAAAGAUUUCAAAAGAGAAAUCAGAUUUUGUAAAAUCUUUGGAGAAGAAGGGGUCAACAACAACGCCAACAACAACGCCAACAACAACAGCAACAACAACACCGCCAGUAGUAUCAUCACCCACAAUUGAAUCAAAGACAACAACAUCAACAGCAACACCACCAUUGGUAUCAUCACCAACAAUAACAUCAAAGACACCAACAACGACAACAACCAUAGCUACACCUACAUCAUCGCCAAUAGCAACAACUACAGCAGCAGCUACAUCCUCACCAAUAGCUAAAACUACAUCAUCGCCAAUAGCUACAACUACAACAACAACUACAGCAGCUACACCUAUAACUACAGCUACAACUUCACCCUCACCAAUAGCUAAAACUACAUCAUCGCCAAUAGCUACAGCCACAGAAAGUUCCAACGCAAAUAAAGCAGCACAGGUUUUGAAUCAAACAAAAGAAACAUCUCCAAUUUUAACACCAACCUCACCGAUUAUUACUACACCACUGUCUAGCUAUCAUGCCGACAACAAUUCAUCAACUACAUUUGCAUCUGCACCUGCACCUGCAUCUACAAAUAUAAAUAUAAAUGCGUCAUCAGAGAACGUUAAAACUACAAUAGCCAUAUCAUCGUCAGCACAAGCAACAGUACCGACAUCAAUAAAUCAACAGGUAGCACAACAGCAACAGCAACAGCAACAACAACAGCAACAGCAGCAGCAACAACAACAACAACAACAGCAACAGCAACAGCAACAGCAACAGCAACAGCAACAGCAACAGCAACAGCAAACAAAAACCACUCUCAGUUCCAGGCGCAAUACCAAAAGAUUUACCUCAAUACUCAACGCUGGUGAUACCAACACCGAAAUCGAUACUCGAUUCGCAACAAUAACAUUCACUCCAAAGCCAGCAGCAACAACUGUAACAGCAGCAGCAGCAGCGGCAUUAGCAUAUCAAAAGUCAGGACUGCCAUUCAAUACAACAACUACAACAACAACCACUGCCACUGCCACUACAAUGAAUACCGCACCUCCACAAACAAAGCAAGUGAUAUCAACACCACCACCACCACCGCCACCAGUACUACCAACACAAACAGUACAAACAUCUGCACUGUACGAUAUGAUUAGAAGUAUGCACAAUAAGACUACCACUAACACACCAAAACCUUUACAAUCCAAUCUUAGGUACGACCCAAACAAGAAUUUGGUUGGUAGUGUAUAUAGUGGCAUCUAUGACACUGACACAUACUACUCGAAACCAAUAGCUUCAACUCCGACUGGUGUCCCAUAUUCAAAUCAUCAAUUAUAUACCUAUAAUUUACUUAGAGCAAAUACACCUAUUCCAAUAACAACAACAACAACAAUAACACCAACUGUAUCGAAUCCACCAAUACAACAGCAACAACAACAACCAACAACAUGGCAUAAUAUGACACCAAUAUAUACCAAUGCACAUAUACCUCAAGCCACCAUUUACAAUCAACCAAACAUCCAUCAAAGCCAUAUCAAUCAGCUGCCGCUAACAAUUAAACCACCACAACAGCCACAACAGCCACAGCAAUUAAGAUUACCAGCAACAGCACCAUGCAAACUACCAGCUGUUCCAGAACAACAACAGAUAAAGCCACAAAUACAGCAAUAUCUAGACGCACAAUCACAGUUGCAGUUGCAACAUCAGCAGCAACAACUACAACAGCAACAGCAACAACAUUUACUACAACAACAGCAGCAACAACUAUUACAGCAGCAACAACAGCAACAACAACUAUUACAGCAGCAGCAGCAGCAGCAACAACAGCAACAACAACAACAACAACAACAGCAACAACAGAACAUGACAUAUGUUCAUGAAUCACAGAAAAUACAGUUCCAAAUUGUACCACCGUUCGCACAAUCAAAAUCACAUGCUGUUUCUCCUCAAUCACAAAUACAACUUCAAUCACCUGCACAGCAACCACAACAACAACAACAACAACAACAGCAACAACAGCAGCAGCAGCAGAUCCAAAUCACACCAGUAAUCACACAAUCAAUAUCACAUGCCGUUUCACCUCAACAACAACAACAACAGCCACAGCAACCACAACAACAAUCGCCACCACAACAAUCACCACAACAAUCGCCACAACAAUCACCACAACUAUUACCUCAAACACAACAGCAGCAACUAUUGCAAGUUAAUUCGGUACGACAACAACCUAAAUCACCUCCAUCUGAUCCUCGACUUAAAAAAUCAAGACAAUCAGGACCUAUAACGAAUACAACAACAUCAUCACCAAUCCAGACACCAAAUUCAACAACAAUGCCGAAUACAACAACAAAAACAACAACAACACCACCUAUACAGACACCAAAUGCAACAACAUCACCUAUAGAAACACCAAAGAUAAUAACAACAACAAUAUCAGCACCUAUAGAAACACCAGAGACAACAACAACAACAACAACAACAAUAUCAUCACCUAUAGAAACACCAAAUCCAUCAGCACCUAUAUUAACAAAAACAUCUACACAAACACCAAAGACAACAGCACCAUCACCUAAAGAAACGCCAAAGACAACAACAACAAGCUCAAGUACAAAUUCUACAACACCAAAAUCAAAUGUAUAUGCGUCACUCAUAGACUCAAAAUUAACUUUAAACAAAACUACUCUAAACCCAUCGAUUUCAACUCAAACACCUACACCUACUGUGUCUACAAGUCCAACAUUAAAGUCAACACCAUCCAACAACCUUUCCAACACCACUACCACUACCACAACAAAAGCAUCAGAUUCACUUAACAAGGUAAAGCCAAAGUCAGCAACCAGCAACAGCACCACCAAAAAGAGAAAAGCAAAGGAACAUGAUGAAUCAGAUGAAGAAGAGGAGCCAAAUUCAUUUGGUAGACAAAAAGAUAAAGAUGGCAAAUACAUAUCACCACCAGUGAGCAAGAUCGUAAAAGGUUUGACCAGAGAUCAGCUAUACGACUUCUUCUCAUUGGAGAUACUUCAACAAUUUUGUAAAAAGAAUGAUAUACCAUACUAUGACCAAAGGAAAUCAAAGUUGACCAAAACUAUUGUUAGAUUCUUAGAAACCGGAAAGAAAUCAUCUUCAUCAACAACAACACCACCACCAACCUCUACAAUCCACAAACAACCACCUGUAGUUGCAGCAAAACCCCAUACAUCUACAAAAACAGAGUCUGAGAAAGAGAAAGAAAAAGAGAAAGAGAAGGAGAAGGAGAAAGACAGGGAGAGGGAGAAAAGGACAAAGGCAAUCAUUGAGAAACUCUUCAAACCAACAACAAAAAAACAACAACACCAACACCAACACCACCACAAACAGAAUCAAGAGGUACUCAGACAGAUACACUACCAAUAG